UGUAAAUGUUGAUAUAGCAGUGCAUAUAUACGACAGUCUAGUGGAUUGUAUGUUCGACAAGAUAGGUGUCAACUAUAGUUAUUAGCUACAUUUUUUAUCACCAUUUGUUAUUGGCUUUUGCAAAUGAAAUUUUAAUACCAUACGUUUUUUUUUUUAAAUUAUACAAUGAUCGCCGGUUAAUAACAAUUCAAAUACAGCCCUGUACGCUACUUGCUCGUCGUGUUUUCUGCUGAGUUGGUUUAGUUUUGUUUGAAAUUGGAAUGUGUUGAAGAAAUUUCGUUGCGGCAAUUUGUUUCAUUCCACUGUCCACUCAGUGUUCAUCUGUGAGCGUAGACAAUUACUAUCACCGUGUUUUUAGUGCAUUGGAAUGUCUUGCGGUUGUUCUUAAAGUAAACGAAAUAUUGAAAAAUAAAUGCCAACUGGCUUAAGUGUAAAAGAUUCCAGUAUCGUUGAUGUAUGAAUAAUUUUUUAACUUAAUUUUUUGCGUCGAUAAGUGUGGUUAAAGUUAUAUGGGCAUCGUAAUAAGAUAAGAUUAGAUAUUCACGAUGAAAUUAAAAAAAAUCUAAUUGUGCCAAAAAAAAGAAGAAAUUAAAUCUGUGGUAAUAAGAACGCCCGGUAGUGUUAAAAUCGUACUUCCAACUAUUAUGAACGCAUAUAUUAAAAAAAAAAAUGUCUAAUGAAAAUAUAAGUGUGCCACAAAGCAAUAUAAUUGCUCCGACCGACUUCAAAUAUGGUGACUCUGAUAUUUGUUCGAAACGCCGAAAGUGCAAUGCUGAUGAUACCGAGGACAAUGGGAGUAUUGCAUUUACUGAAUGUACACCAACAAAUAUUUCUCCUUUGGAUUUUUCCUCUGUUGAUGUGAGCUCAGAUUUUAAAGGAGGUCUUCUUAAUUCCACUACAUCGACAUCAUCAGCACAGUCAUCACCCAUUUCAUCAAUAACUGAACAAAAAUCGGAAAAAUCGCUAUUGAUAACAGCAAAGCCAUCACAAACAAGUAAAUGUUUUGAAAACACUUUUAAAUUGCUACAAGCCCAAUUAGAGUGUAAUGCAAAAAAGGCUGUUAGCGUUAUGCAGUCCUUUAAUGUGGAUACGUCCUUUUUAAAUAGCAGUAUCUGUUCAUUACCUUCAAUCAGUGAAUCCGAAGAACCACCUACACAUUUAGAGCUUGAAUUAGAAGCAAUGCGACGUGUACGUGCGCUAGUUACAAACAAGACAAGUUACAAUAUUUCCCCCCGAUUUGUAGCACUUUUAUGCGAUUUUAUAUCUAAAGGUCAACAUAAAGAAGAUGAGAAAGAUUAUCGGGAAAUUUGUUCAAAAGAUGGUGAACAGGAUUUAAGAUAUCAUGCUGCUAAGAAUUGUGACGGAAAGAACUGUCUAAAAGUUAUAAGGACGUUAUGCUCAGAAAAAGUUCUAUGUGGAAACCGUGUAAGCCAAAUGACGCGUGCAUAUGAUGAUAUAGAAGCUGUGACCCGCCUGCUGGAAGAGAAAGAAAAGGACUUAGAAUUAACAGUACAAAUUGGCAAAGAACUUUUAACGCAAAACAAUGCACUUGAAAGCAGGAUUACUGAGCUCGAAGCAGAUUUAAAAUCCUCAAAUGAGGAUCGCGCUCAACUAGUGCAUGAACUACACAAGAAAAAUGAACUUAUCGCUGUUUUGACGAAUGACUCUGAUGAAGGGAGUGAAAAUGAUACUCCCACCUUCUCCAAAUCCAUUACUUUGGAUUUGCUACAAAAGAAAAUUGCUACUUUGCAGGAUGAAAAUAAAAGUUUAAAACUUGAAGCCUUACAGCUUGCCUCAGAAACCGAUGAUGUUGAGGCGCAGGAACGUCAACUUAUGGAAGACAUAACGUCGCAAUUGAACGAAGCGAACGGUCGCUACGACAGCAUGAAUCUGGAGUUGGAACGUCUCCGAGAGGAGAAUCGUUUGCAGCAUGAACAGAUAAUCAGUUUAACAGCGAGAUUAUCGGAAGCUGAAAUGAGGCUGCAUCAAUUAACGCACGAUAAUGACGAACACAUUACACUUUUAAAUAUAACCAAGGAGAACCAAAAUUCAUUAGCAGUGGAACUACUUGAAUUCAAGCAACGAUAUCAGGAAGUACUGGCUCUACUGCAGGAGGCUCAGGAGCAAUUGCGUAAUCAGAGAAAGAAAACAAUGCCGCAAGCGCGUAGCUCUUUUAUAUCGAAUUCUGGUUUACUGCAGCCCGAAUCGUUGCAAAGCGAAUUAAUGGAGUCAUCAAUGUACUCUGAAAAUAGUCUUGAUUCCGGUAUUUCGGGUGAUACGCUACGGGCAGAUCGUAUGGGCCGUUUAAUGUCGCAAAUGCCCGGUAUAUAUGGUGGUGGUGCUGGUGCCGCAGGGUCCGCAUAUGGAUUUGGAGGCGUUGGUGCUAUACCACCAUAUAAACGGGUGUUCGAAACGGUACGAUGUGCCAGCAAAACUGGCAAUUAUAUGGAUAGUGGUAAUUCGUCGAUGACCCAACUGGGCGCAAUGGCAAUGAGCAGUAGCGUGGGACCGCGGAUGUCGGCGAUGCCGUAUCGUGGUGCCGCCUUCGAUGACAAUACAAUGGGUCUGAAGACUUUGUCAUGCGAAAGUCUGGCAUCACAAUCGGACGACGGCUAUCCAGCGGCACCAAGUGGUGUUCCUGGUGCACCAGGCGCUAAAGACUUAGAAGCCGCUUUAAAACGCCUCACACCAGCUGAAGUAUUGGCACGACGUGCUAUGCUCUCUUAUGCUCCAGUUGGUACGUAUUCAUAUGAUGAGCAGCCAACCACCACAAAUACACUUCCACUAGGUGUACGCACGCCAGAUAGUAUUAUGUCGACAGGUUCGUCAGGUAUUUCAUCCUCGAAUAUGUCGGCAUCAAUGCAACAAUGGCGGCUACCGGAAAAAUUGCAAAUUGUGAAACCUAUAGAAGGUUCACAAACAUUGCAUCAUUGGUCCAGAUUAGCAACGCCAACAUUAAGUGGCUUGCUUGAGGAACGACCCGGUGUUACCAUACGUGGUGGACGUGGCCUUGACGAUUUGGGCAUGCAAGUGUAUACAUUGUCCGAUGUGGAGGAAGACGUAAGCGAUGACUUACCGGGUAAGCAAUUCGAAGCAUCCGGCUGUACAUUUACGUAUACAACGAGUAUGGUAAUGCAUCCUGAUGACGGUUUAAAUGAUUUGUCAUUCUUGUCUCAAUCACAAUUGUCAUCACGUAUGGCCUCCGCAUCGACAUCGCGUCAACCAAGUUGCCCGCCCACACCACACGGUGGACUCUCGCGCAAAAAUUCCUGCUCUACGUUUUCGGUAAAUCUUGGAUUGGCUUCAAUGUUAAACGAACGUGGUAUCAAGGCUGUGACGCCAAGUGCGCUGAAUACACCCGCUGGACCGAACUUCACACCAACUGUUACGCCCUGCAAUAGUCCCGAGGGUUCACCACCACGCUCAGCAUCUCCCGAACCAUUGUUCGGCAUUCUGUCGACUGGUGCCGAUUUGAUUCGACGCAAACUAAUUGGCGAUAUUGAGAGGCCGAAUCGUAAUCAAGCUCAAAAACAACAAAAAAUCAUGCUAUCGCGCUUGGAAAGACGUGCAUUACGUUCGCUAAAACUGGUCGAGAAGGUGGAGAGUAUUGGUUUAGAGAAUAUCAUAGUUGCACAACCGAAUACUAUGUCCCAGUUGGCCAGCGGUAUAGCGAGUCGCAGCUCUAGUCCAAUGGCACAAUUAAUUAGUCUUAAGAAUCUGCACACAUGCGCCAAUAACGUAGUGGACGAUAUACACUUCGAUCGUGAUCAAAUAAAAACCGUGUUACAUAAGGGGUUGACUACGCCCACCACAACCAGCUCAUGCAUAAGAAGCGAUGAUGAAAGCGUGGAAACAGAAUCGAUAUCAAGUGUAAUAAGUACCGAAAGAACUGUUAAAAAUGGACAACAGCAUAUAGUAAUAAAUAGCACACAAAAUGUGAUUGCGGCAACGGUCACAGCGACACCCACAAAUGGUACAAGCACAACCGAGUCCCGUAUAAAGCAAUUACAACGACAAAAGUCGCGUCGCAAUCUGAAGAAUGGUAUUGCUGGUCAACGACCAGAUUUAGGUACGAUCAAUGGCAGUGCUACUGGUGGUGGUAGUGGACGUGUACGUCCCGAUCUAGGAAAAGUGUCUUCUGGACCCUCAACGUCUGCGGCAGCCAAGAGCAAUAUGACAAAUGCCCCUACAGAUGUGCCACAGACGAAGAAGAGUGCGCACAAUAAAGAACGCGGACCGCGAGAACAACAAGAAGGUGUUCUACAAACAGUUGUCGGAACUGUGAGUUCAUUACUCUUCGGACGUAAAGGUGGCUGGCUGUAGAGCACUUAUACUACUUAUUUUACUAAAUGUGCUUAUUUAAGUAUGAUAAUAAUAUAUAAUAAUAUUUACUACAUAAUUUAGUUUGAUAGUGUUUGAAGCGAAGAUCAAUUGUUAUAAACGGAUAACGAAUAGUGAGUUCUAAACGAUGACGGAGCAUAGUUGAAAAAAGUUGAACAACUAACGAACAAAUUUGCAAUGAAGGCAGUGCUAUUUUUUAUUAGCAAACUUAAAUGGCAUUAAUACCCAAACACCUAAGCCAAAUUGCUUGUAGUAUUGUAAGCAGGCUGCAAAGAUGUAAAUAAGAUAUAAAUAAGAAUUGAGUGCAACGAUAGUGCAGCUGUGAAUAUAUCUAUGAGCAGGCUAAUAACAUUUCUUUUUUUUUUUUUGUUUUUUUUGUGCACUUAGUUAUGUAGCACAUUUUAUAGGAAUUAGGAAAUUCUCUUGCAAAACUCUUAUAACCCUGCAAUAUCAACGAAACAUGCGAAAUAAAUAUACUACCCAUCUUAAUUUACGUGCAAUUAGGCGUAGCUGUGCCAGCUAUAAUGUUACAUAUUCACAGAAAUGUUUCGCUGAUAUGUCUGUUUCACCAAUGAGCUGCGUGCGCUUGGAUAUUUGGUGUAGGAUUGCAUGUAAUCAUGCAAGAGCAUAAGAAUUCUAUUAGGUAUUCCAAAAAACAAUAUGUCUAAUUUGUAUGCUAGACGUUGUUUAUCCCUUCACAAGGCGUAGCUAACACAACUGUGUAAUCAAAUGAGGACUGGAAACAUCUUGUACAUGUCCUAUUUAAAUAAUUUCUAGCAUUUGCUGUUUGUGAUUUGUACCGCACGCAUAAAUAUUCAUCAUUUACUUUAUUUUUAUCACAUAACCUAAGAAAUUUGUUUUUAUGUUAUAUUGAUUUAUUAUUGUUUAUAUAUUAAUUUAUUGAAAUCGAAUAUUAAGUUUUCAAGCAUAUACAUAUGUACACUUACUUUCACAUGGCGGAUAAAUAAAUUCACAAAUAAAUAUUUAAUACUGCCACGAUGAGUUCACUUUAUAUCCACGAACUACAUAUAUACGCUUACUAUGAAAUACGCAUUUCGUGGGAACAGUUUUGAAACUAGUGUAAACACAAGGAUAUGUACAUAUUACAACAAUUUGUUUAAUGCCUGCUAAUGUAUUAAUAAUUUGUUAUACUUUGCAAAAAAUUUAUUUAAUAAUGGCAAUGAAUAUGUAUAAUUAUACACACACACACGCACAUAACAUAAACGUUCUUUAUUGUGUGCGUUUUCAACAGUAACAUUCAAGAAUUCUUUAGUAGCUAUGUACAUGCAUGGCCAAUAAUAUAGCCUUAUGCUGCCUUUACAAAUAAGUGCUCUUGCAUUUUUAUUACUGCAAAAUGCAAAUAAACAAUUCCAUUAUAACGUUAAAUAUUUGUUAUAUAAAUAUAACGCUUCUUAAAAAUAAUUAAACUACGUCAACAAUUGAAAUAUUUAACAUUCAAUGUGGAAGUGACGUGAACGUGUAUUAUUAAAAAAUAACUUAUAAUUUGUGUUUAGUAAAGUCUAAGCAAACACUUUUCGAUUCAAUUCCUAAAAAAUACUUUAUAUGUUGAAAUUUUAUAUUUUUCACAUACCAUAACAAUUUUUUUUUUUUGGAAUUUUUUUUUAUUUAGUGCAGAUCAAACGAGCUUGUUUAGGUUUAAAGUAGGUACAUAUGAUUUUGCUAUACAUACCAACAUGAAAAACGCCUUGAGCAGUGUUUUUUCACUUAAUAAUCUGUAAAUUAAAAUUUCCACCAACUCUUUCCUUAACAUGGUUACAACAGUCACUACUGGCUAAACAACGACAUGCACAUAUACUACUAAUUUCAAGUUGAUUCUAGUCUCGCUCCACUUCCUUAAAAAUAGUUGUUCUCGCUAUUCGUUGCCGCAUAGCGAAACCAAUACGGCACUUAAAAACUUUAGUUUGUAGUUAAAUCAAACAUUGUGAUGUAAAUAAAAUAUUGUUUUUAUUUAAUUUUAUUAUUAUUUUUUUUUUUUUGUUUUUGCAUUCUCGCUAAACUAUACAUUGUCUAGUUUGGUUGACGAAUGUGCAUGUGCGCCUAUUUCAAAUAAAAUAACAAACAAUUAGAUAUAUUAAAUUUAAGUGAAGCAGAUAAAAAAAAAUAUAAAAAAAAUUGCUGCAAAAUGGUAAAGAAUGGCAUUAAAAUGGUGCUAGCCUAUGUUAGUAUGUGUGCCACAUGCAUAAAAGUACAUACAUGCAUACAUUGCAUAUCUAUAUAUGUAAGUUCGAAAGUGUGUGCUAUAUAUGCAUAUGUGUUGCACACUUAAAAAAUAACUAUCUAUCACUUGUGAUAAAAUUUGAUCAUUUCUGUAAUUGCAUUGCUUUUGCUUAGUGAAAAGAGAAGAGACAUUAAAAUAAUAAUAUUAGUAAUAUCCGGCGAAAAAAUAAUAGUUGUGUGUGCAUAAUUUUCACAGUUAUUGAACUUAUUAAGGCCAGCGUUCAAAUAUGAAAGACUUUAUUUUCCUAUAAUGAGGCAAGGUUAGUAAGAGUACCGUGGUGCACAUAGAUAAUAAUUGAAAAUUAUAAAGAAAUAUAUGUACAUAUAUAUACUUACAUAUAUAUAUAUAUAUAUAUAUAUAUAUGUA
Messenger RNA from Bactrocera dorsalis (oriental fruit fly), 6946 nucleotides. RefSeq names its product trafficking kinesin-binding protein milt (gene milt). The transcript is spliced from 5 exons. Lineage: Eukaryota; Metazoa; Arthropoda; Insecta; Diptera; Tephritidae. The record is from RefSeq and is a predicted model, not a curated record. Bases 670 to 4323 code for a protein of 1217 amino acids.